This is a messenger RNA of Drosophila subpulchrella, 1584 nucleotides long. RefSeq names its product angiopoietin-related protein 7-like. Bases 242 to 1480 code for a protein of 412 amino acids. The record is from RefSeq and is a predicted model, not a curated record. The transcript has 2 exons. Lineage: Eukaryota; Metazoa; Arthropoda; Insecta; Diptera; Drosophilidae.
GUUGGAGAAUCCUUCUCCUGUUGGCGGUAGCAAAGGACGACAGGACACGAAAUCGCCUGUUCAAAAUUUGGACAGUAAAUGCAACGCAUACUGUUUUUCGCUGCUCAAUCCAAUCCUCGAAAACAAUGCACAAGUUAAAGCGGAAGCAGAUUACUUAAAAAAUAGGUCAAGCACUAUUGAAGACCUCCAAAAUAAGUUGGUGUUUGCUAACAGUCAAAUAAAAUGCAAGGAUGAUGUUAUUAUGGAGAAAAAUGAAAUAAUUAAGGAAAAAAAUGAACUUGUUAUGGAACAACUAAAGAUCAAAGAUGAUAUAGUAAACAUAGUCAAAAACUUACAGAGUCAGUUGGCAAAUGCCGAGUGUAAAAUACAAAUCAAUGAACUGGUAAAUUCAAAGAAUAACGAAAUUAAUGAGCAUAUUGUGCAAUUUAAAAACAUUGAGAAUUUAAUAAAACUAAGAGAUGAAACAAUCAAACUGCUAAAUGAACAGAUAAGGAACAAAGAUGAAAAAGAAAUUAUUAUAACAGCAAAAAUAAAAGACUUGCAAGCCCGAUUGGAAAGUGCCGAAGAGCUUUUAAGUAUUAGAAACAAAGAAAUUAGUGUCAAAUCUGAAGAACUUAGAAUAAUCUUGGACCAAAUUGAAAAAAUAAAGACGAAUGAUGAGAAGGUGAAUAAUAUGACAGCAAAUGUUGACUACUUAAAAAGUCAGUUAGUAAAUGCUGAACUUCAAAUCCAAGCCAAGGAAGAUAUGUUGAAUACCAAAGAUAUGGAACUGAAAAGCAAAGAAGACCUCAUAAGGAUCAAAGAUGAUGAAGCUAAUGUCAAGAGUAAUCAACUCAAGGUCCUGAGUGAACAGAUUUUACUCAAAGAUAUAACGAAAGACAGUUGUCCAAAAGGACGUCCGAAUGGAAUUUACAUAAUAAAAACCGGAAGGACUAUGUUUGAAGCUCCCUGCAAUUCUUCGGGUUGGAUGACUAUUCAAAGGCGGCAGGAUGGAUCAGUCAGCUUUAACCGAUACUGGGACGAUUAUAAGAAUGGAUUUGGAGAUCUUAAGACAGAAUUUUUCAUUGGGUUGGAGAAACUUUACCAGCUAACUAAAAAACCACACGAACUCUACAUUAAGCUAGAACUUAAUGGGACCUCUAAAUACGCUCUUUACGAUGAUUUUAAAAUUGGGAGCGAGCAGCAACAAUACGAGCUCAGCACGGUAGGGGAUUAUUCUGGGACAGCCGGAGGUGCCCUAGAAUAUCAUACGAAAAUGAAGUUCAGCACUGCUGAUCGGGAUAAUGACCACAGCUUUGGAAAUUGCGCUAAAAAACAUGCAGGCGGUUGGUGGUUUAAAAAUUGUCUUACUAGUCACCUCAAUGGAAAAUACUACACAAGUGGAUUUGCUCCACACGACGGAGUUAGUUGGUUAAACUGGAAUAACGAUCUUAAGACGUCCUUGACAUAUGUUGAAAUGAUGAUUAGGCCUUUUUCCUAAUUUUUUUCAAUUUGACUGAUAAACGUGUAUAAAUAAUAAUUUAUAUAUCGAACAUGAAUUCUUUAAAUUGUUAUGUCAGUAAAAUUAAUGAUUGAUUUUGUGUU